AUGCUUUUCUCCGCCUUCACCAUUAACACCACUGAGUCGACUUGCUCAUCAACAACAAUGAGCUGUUCAUCAUCCACUUUGAUUCUUCCUUCUGUCGUUACUAAGAAUGGAUUUCGAAGAUUCAGUAGUAAACAACAAUUGGAUAAGUCUAGGGUUUUUAUGACCAGCAUUUCCGUUGGAUCUCGAGCUGCUGCUUCUGCCGUCGUUGAUGAUGCGUUGUUUGCUGAUUAUAAGCCUACCAAUGCUUUUCUCUUCCCUGGACAGGGAGCACAAGCUGUUGGAAUGGGUGUAGAAGCUCAGAAGGUGCCUGCUGCGGCCGAAUUAUACAAGAGAGCAAAUGAAAUCAUGGGCUUUGACCUUUUGGAUAUAUGUAUUAAUGGUCCAAAAGAGAAGUUAGAUUCUACUGUUCUAAGCCAGCCAGCUAUCUAUGUCACUAGCUUAGCUGCGGUAGAGAUGCUCCGUGCUCGUGAGGGGGGUCAGCUAAUAAUUGAUUCUGUUGAUGUCACAUGUGGUCUGAGCUUGGGCGAAUACACUGCUCUGGCAUUUGCUGGAGCUUUCAGUUUUGAGGACGGGCUUAAGCUGGUUAAGCUUAGAGGAGAAGCUAUGCAGGAUGCUGCUGAUGCUGCAAAAAGUGCGAUGGUUAGUAUAAUUGGGCUGGAUUCUGAUAAGGUUCAGCAACUGUGUGAUGCAGCUAACGAGGAAGUUGAUGAAGCCAACAAAGUUCAGAUUGCUAAUUUCUUAUGCCCUGGAAAUUAUGCAGUCUCUGGAGGUGUUAAAGGAAUUGAAGCGGUAGAAGCAAAAGCAAAAUCAUUCAAAGCACGAAUGACGGUACGUCUAGCUGUUGCUGGCGCUUUCCACACAAGUUUUAUGAAUCCUGCUGUCUCUAGAUUAGAAACUGCUUUGGGUGCAACAGAGAUCAGAACUCCCAGAAUACCAGUAAUAUCGAAUGUAGAUGCACAACCACACGCAGAUCCAGACACGAUCAAGAAAAUAUUAGCUAGCCAGGUGACUUCACCAGUUCAAUGGGAGACCACAAUAAAAACUCUCCUAACAAAAGGGCUAAAGAAGAGUUACGAAUUAGGACCCGGAAAGGUUAUUGCCGGUAUUGUCAAGAGGAUGGACAGAGGUGCUGAAAUUGAGAACAUCGGUGCCUGA
Molecule: messenger RNA, 1155 nt
Organism: Capsicum annuum
Lineage: Eukaryota; Viridiplantae; Streptophyta; Magnoliopsida; Solanales; Solanaceae
Product: malonyl CoA-acyl carrier protein transacylase
Exons: 10
Coding region: 1-1155 (384 amino acids)
Molecular function (GO): [acyl-carrier-protein] S-malonyltransferase activity
Source: RefSeq, marked provisional